Zootoca vivipara (common lizard) is the source of this 6718-nucleotide messenger RNA. The record is from RefSeq and is a predicted model, not a curated record. Lineage: Eukaryota; Metazoa; Chordata; Lepidosauria; Squamata; Lacertidae.
GGCUUCAGCCUCCAUUCAGCAUAAUCUGUAAAGGCUUCGGCCUAGUAUGUAAACGGCAGCUGAGGUGCUGUUGAGUGGGAAGGUUCUAUAGAUGUAGUACCAGUGUAGCAGCCGCUAGAGGGCGCUGGUUUGCAACCUGGUUCUUUUCCCAGCAUGCACUUUUGGCUGAGUGGUGCAUUCUGGAACAGGGUUUUUUUGGGGUUUCACCUGGCGGAGGUGUGACACCUGUCUUUAUAAGGGCCUUCGGACAUUGGCUUUGGACGUUGUGUUCAAAUUUGAACGGAAUCAGUGAUGCGGUUUCGGAGAAAAGUGGAUAGUAACCCACAUGCCCAGUUUACAUUGAUAGAUAGAUAGAUAGUGCAUUUAAUGUAUGAAUUGCUUCCCAUGGGACACCCUGAAGCAAUUUAAUCAAUUGCUAUCCCUCACAUUUCAUUUCAUUUAUUUCUUACUACUUUAUUAUAUUUUAUAUCCUACCUUUUCUUCAAGGAGCUCAAAGAGGCAUGCAUGGUCCUCUCCCUCCUUUUAUACUCACACCAACCCUGUGAGGUAGGUUUGGCUCAGAGUUGGCGGCUUUUCGCCCGAGGUCAUGCCAUUAACUUCACAGCCCAGCAGGGGUGGGGGUGGAUCUGAACUCUGGUCUCCCUGGUCCACCAUCCUAACCACUGUGCCACACUGCCCGCUGCACAGCAGGAUCGCAUCACACUCAUUUUGUGGGGUGGAUAGCCCUUUAACGGAACUUUCAAAUAUUUUUCUGUGCAUGUGGUUCGCUCUGACCCUCCUCCAUCUCUGUUCCAAGUGGGAACAUGUUAGGAGUGUCUUUUUGCCGCUGUGGUGACCACAAAGUAUUGUUUUCAACCUCAUUGUUUUUGAAAAUGCAUACAUGCAUUCUGGCAGAGAGUGAGAUUGGGGGCAGAGAGAGAGAGAGAGAGAGAGAGAGAGAAUUUCCAAAAUACGUGGCAUAUAAUCACUGGCUUGUUCUGUGUUGUUUCCUUCCCCCGCAUCUGUCUUGAUGCCAGCUUAAUAGCUCAGCAAACUGGUUAAAGUUCUUAUGGCAGCCGUCUUCCCUGUUCCAUUUUCCAACUUCUUGCAAAAUUGCUGAGGAUGUUAGAGGAGAAUGGAAGUGUACUCUGGAAAGAGCACUUGAAGUUCCCUGUGAGCAAGAACAACUUUGGAGGAUAGCCUGUGUGGACUGCUGGAGGUGCUGAACCUUUCUCCCCACUUAAGCAGAGCGUCGCAUUUGGCCGAUGUUCGCUGGGCCCAGACAACCAGCUGUUGUUUUGGGGCCUCACGAUGGCCUCCCUCGCAAGCGUCCAGAAUUUGGAGAAUGCUGACGGUGUCGCCGCUGCUUCUUCUCUCCUGGAGGAGAAGUCCAAAAGCAAAGGGUUUUUCCAGCUCGGCUCCUUCUUCCAUUCCCGGAACGAGAAGUUUGUCAUCGCCAGGAGCGACAGCGUCCCGGAGGAGAACGUGUUGAAGAUCACCAUCACUGAAACCACUGUCAUUGAGUCGGACCUGGGCAUCUGGAACUCCCAUGCACUCAUCUACCUCACCUUGUGGUUUUUCUUCAGCUUUUGCACACUUUUUCUUAACAAGUACAUCCUUUCGCUGCUGGAAGGGGAGCCGAGCAUGCUGGGCGCCGUUCAGAUGUUGUCUACCACUUUCAUCGGCUGUGUCAAAAUGUUCGUCCCUUGCUUCCUCUACCAGCACAAGACUCGCCUCUCAUACCCUCCCAACUUCCUCAUGAUCAUGUUGUUUGUCGGGCUGAUGAGGUUUGCAACUGUGGUCUUGGGCCUAGUCAGUCUGAAGAACGUAGCUGUCUCCUUUGCUGAGACAGUGAAAAGCUCCGCCCCCAUUUUUACCGUCAUCAUGUCCCGCAUGAUUUUAGGAGAGUACACAGGAUUGCUCGUAAACCUGUCUCUUCUCCCCGUCAUGGGAGGGCUCGCUUUGUGCACUGCGACAGAGCUGAGCUUCAACGUCCUAGGCUUCUCGGCAGCUUUGUCUACAAACAUCAUGGACUGCUUGCAGAACGUUUUCUCCAAAAAACUGCUCAGCGGAGACAAGUAUCGCUUCUCCGCUCCCGAGCUUCAGUUCUACACCAGUGCAGCCGCAGUGAUCAUGUUGAUUCCAGCUUGGAUCUUUUUCAUGGAUGUGCCAGUAAUUGGGAAAAGCGGGAAGAGCUUCCAGUACAACCAGGACGUCGUCGUGCUCCUUCUGAUAGACGGAGUGCUGUUUCAUCUCCAAAGUGUUACAGCCUAUGCCUUGAUGGGAAAGAUUUCCCCUGUGACUUUCAGCGUUGCCAGCACGGUGAAGCACGCCCUGUCCAUAUGGCUAAGCAUCAUCGUGUUUGGCAACAAGAUCACCAGCCUCUCGGCCAUCGGGACUGUCCUGGUGAUGGUUGGGGUUCUGCUCUAUAACAAGGCCAAGCAGCACCAGCAAGAGACCAUUCAGAGCCUGGCAGCAGCCUCUCCUCCCCAAGGGUCCCAGAGCCUGAAUGAAGACACCGAACCACUGAUUCCCAAGGACUUGAAGCCCUACGAAUGAGGCCACCCUCUGUCCCUCUGCCACAACUUUGCUGCAGAGAAGCAUGGGGUGUUUUUAUUGGGGGUGGGGUGUAAAGGAUACAAUCCCAGCGAUUAACGCUGCUGUGGGCGCUUCCUGGGGACAAGGCCUAUUUUCUGCGGUUGAGAAAAAUGAGUUGCAUGCCAACAGAGAGAGAGAGAGAAAGAGAGAGCGCUCUUUAAGAAAUGGAUGUAUAGAAUGGAAACAUAUGGACUUUUGACUCUGUCUAAAAAGCGGGCAAAAUGUCAGGCGGUUGCUCGGGGCCCAGCCUCCACCAAAGCAAUGUGGACUGCAGCAAGUUUCUCCGUCGUCUGUACAGCGCCGCCGACCCAUCUCAUCCGUUGCAGCGACUUGAGCUGAAGCGUCUGCAUUUCGAAAAGACUACAAAGCAACGGUCAGCCACCACUUCAGCCCAAGAGGGUCAAGAGGGUUGUUUUCUGGAGAUUCAGAACCAGCAAAAGGUGGACCGGUUUGGGGCUGUGGGGAUUUUUAACCACUAGCAUGUUGCGUGACAGGUGUGCACCCCAUCAUCCCUGAGCCCCAAACACACAAUGGACUGAAAAGGGGGGAUACCACUGUCUCUCACUUUCUCUUAUUGGCAAAACCCUCCAGAGACCUUUCAGCCAUAUAAUCAGUUCUGAUAACAAUCCACACACACACAAUUUUGGUAGCCAUCUUACACACACACACCCCAAGUUUAAUUUCUAGGUGCCUUCUGAAUGAAAUGUACAUUAUUAAAAGCAUGGCUGGGAAAUACUUUGCACUAGAGGUCAGGAAGGUGGGCAGCUUUGAACAUCUUCUCUCACCCCACCUCCAGUUUUGAGACUGUGUAAGUAGGCAGUAAAUAACAGACUCUUGGGAAAUGUGGGAGUACCAGCUUGAUAUACAUAGCAAAACUUGCUUCUGAGAAUUAUGAAAUGGGAACCAAAGGAGGGAGAAGAAGGGUCCCUAUUUUUUUUUAAAUGGAAGAAAGAAAAAUAAGGAAAAAAUGGCAGAGGUGAUCCUACCUUCUCGUGAGGUUUCAGGUUAGUUCACAAGGUUGUAACAGCAGGGGUGGUGGGGACACUGGGGUUUUCUGGUUCUGUCCUGGGUAAAUGGCUCUAGUCAGCAACUAGCACGGCCAGAAGUUUGCUUUGAGAAGGAAGCAGAGGCUGGUGGGUUGUAGCCCCUGCUUGCCCUACUUAGAGGAGACCCACCGAAGUUAAUAAGCAGGACUCGCUUAUUUCACUGGGUCUUCUCUGAGUAGAGCUAAAGUUGGAUGCAGCCCAUAGGAGCAAAGGAAGCUGAUUCAUACUGUGUUGGCUCAGUGUUGUCUGCACUGACUGGCAGCAACUCCAGUGUUUCAGACAGGACUAUUCCCAGCCUUACCUGGAGAUACCAGGGGUUGAAUCUUAGGCAUGCAAAGCAGAUGCUGUAACACCUGAGCUGCAUCCUUCCAGGUAGAAGGUGACAGGACAGACUCUGCCUGCAAACUCACAAGUAGACAGCAGCAGGCCAGCAUAGACCAGUGAUCUAAGACUUGGCAUGAUUUUGAGUAGGUUUGCAUGAAAUUUUGUACACUCUCUUGCAAGGACAAUUGCACCCUAAAAGGCAUUUUAUAAGUUAUAUACGGUGCCAUCCUAAUGGUGUCUACUCAGAAGUAAGUCAGUGGGGCUUCUUCCCAGGUAGGCACGAUAAAGGAUUGUAGCCUGUGGUCUUUGUGAUCCAAGUUUUGUGCUGGAUAGAACGGGAAAGAGGGAGAGAGCCCAUAAGCUAGGACCUCUCCGGCCCACAGAGAUGUGGUUGCAAAUAGCAGAGUAAUGGCAGAGUAAACACGCUUAACUUAGGGUUGCGCUGCCCAAUACUGUUUAGCAUUGUGUUACAUUUCAGCAGGGACACCUUCCCUUUUGCAAAACAAACAAACAAACAAAAACGGCAUGUCAUGAGCCACAAGAACACCAGCCACAUUGCUACAGCUCAACGGAGGCUGGUCCAUCUGGGCAUGUUGCCCCACCAACCUCAGCCGGCCCCAACCUGCCUGCCUUCUUACUUGCAGCAAGACCAGGAGGUGGGAGUGGCUGUCAUUCUUAAUGUUUCCUGUGGAGACAAAAUUAGAAUUGGUUGGCUCUGGCGCCACCUACUGUUGGACUCCCUGAUUUCCGCCCUACCAGACACCACUGACAGGACUGGCAGCUGGUAAAAUUUUACCCAAGUCUGCCAAUCACCAGCUAGUUUAACAUCGCCAUCCUAUGCAUGCCUACUAAGAAAUAAGCCCUCGCUGAGUUAUUCAGGGCUUACUCCCAGGUAUGUGUGUAUAGGAUUGCUGCCAAAGUGAAACGCAGCCAUAGCUGUAAAGACAAGCAUUUUGUGCAUUACAUAUGUUAGACCUGCAUAUCACAGUAAGUGCCACUUUAUGGGGUGUUCACUUCCAUGUGUAAGAGAAAUAGGAGUACCUCUUUCAAGCUGACAUAUUUUUGUGUGUUAUCAGUGUUUUAUGCUGUAGUUGUGUGUGUGUUUUUAAUCAGCCACGCGAUGAACAGAGGAACUUUUAAAAAAACUUACCAGUAAGCUUAUCGUCGGGUAAGCAAAUCAAUUAACUUAUACUAAACAUUUACCAACUGAAUGUUUGUUUGAGGAGUUGCCAACUUUUUUAGGCCUGUCUGCGACACUGCCUCUGGUCACCUCCUCCCCCUCCCCAGUUCAGCCCUGCCCUCAAGGGCCAGAAAUAGAGAACCUGUGUACUGUAUUUGCAUACUUUGUGUCCCCCCCCCCUCUGUGUAAACAUCAGAUCCAGUAGAGCCUUGAAAAGAGUUGAAAGAGGAAAUGGGAAAGUGUGCCUCUCUAUCAGCUUCCUCUUUCAUCUCUUUGUAUCUUUCGGUUGGGGGGCGGGUAACCACCCUCACCAGUUUGUGACAGAGGAGACAGUGAGUGGAUAGGGCAAGGGGCUCAGAGGCUUUCUGGGUGCCAGAAGACCUCAAGAGCCCUAUGAUGCCUGCGGGUUUCAUGUUGGCAACUGGUGGUUUAAUCACUAAGCAUUCCAGCACGAAUCCUUAUAAACAGCAUGUCUAUGUUUCAGCAUUGCAUGGGCUUUUGCAAUAAGAAUGACCUCAAAUAGUCAGGUUCAGGAUGGUUGUACCAAUCUAUAAGAUACCUCAUCCCACGAUACCUGCCUCAUCCUCUGGGCUGCCCAGAAAGAGGCAUAGCCUGGCUACAGACAAAACUGGUAUAGCCACAGAUUCCUCCCCUAAUAAUCAUGGGAAAGGUAGUUCCAAGAAACAAACUACUAAGAGAAUCAGCAUAAUUCUCGGCCCUCUUGUCAAGCUACAAUUUCCAAGUCUACCAGGGAAACAGUGACAGUUAAGCACCUCAUGGCCAUCAAACCAAUUUAUGUCUCUGGUGUGGAACAGUGCUUUUCCACUAAGUCCCUAGUUGAUGGUGGGUGCAAGUCCCGCUGUCCCUGACUGCUGCCACAGCUGGCCAGGAAUGAUGGGAGUUGUAGUCCAGAAGCAUCUGGGGACCUAAGGCAGUCAGUUUUUGACGGUGUUUUAAUCAAAGAUGGUGUUUCUGGGAAAUGCCUGCAAUUUAGAUAAAUCGUUCACAUUUGCUCUCCAGAAAAAGGCAAUAUGUUUUUUCCUGCGGAAACUUGAACACACAAUCUCUCAUGGGUGCUUUUUUUUUUUUUUGCGACGGGGCCAAACCUUAAGUAUACUGUAUUGCAGGCAUCCUCAAACUUCGGCCCUCCAGAUGUUUUGGACUACAAUUCCCAUCUUCCCCGACCACUGGUCCUGUUAGCUAGGGAUCAUGGGAGUUGUAGGCCAAAACAUCUGGAGGGCCGCAGUUUGGGGAUGCCUGCUGUAUUGGGAUACCAAUAUGAAAAUAAAAGUGCAUGUAAUACAUAAUUGAGUAUGUUCACUCUUCCAGUAUUGACUUAAUGUGGAAUGUCCAUCCGCUUUAUAAACCUGCUUUCAAGCACAACCAAUUUGAUGUAACUGUGACAUCCGCUUAAAGUCUCCAAACGGACCAAUCCUGUGGAUGAGCUUUUGCUACCUGCGUAAGAGGCAAAAAUACAAGCUGCAAUGUUGUUUGUUUUUAAAGGAAAGAAACUUGUAACUGUACAUAAUCCUGUUUUUGUUCACUGUAUCUUCUAAGAAUUCUCUUUUUGGUAAAUAAAAACAAAACCAUG